GGCAUGUCCAUGAUGACUGCUGCCCAGGUGCUGUCACUGCUCUAGCCUCUUCUCCCAGCUGGCUCAUGUCUGCCCUCGCCAGAGCUCCCGCUGCCCGCGUCCCCUUCUCCCCACUGGGUGACAGCAGGAGCUGUGCCGGCCAUGGUGCGGGCCGCGCGGGAGCGGGGGUGCUCCCCGGAGUGAGGCGGAGGGUCCGAGCGCACAGACCCCCGCCAGACGUCCGCUUCAUCUUCCAGCCUCAGAAGCCGGGAGCCGGUCACAAGUUUCAGGCCGAGGCCGCUCUGACCGCCUGGUGCGACUUGUGCUGCGGCUUCAUCUUCUCGGGGGCCCGGCGCUGUGCAGAUUGUAAAUACACGUGCCAUUCUCAUUGCCAAGGACAGGUACAAUUAAACUGUGAACCGAAUGGAAAAUUAAUGGAAUGUCUACCCACGUACGACACACUGGACCACUCCAAUAACAAUGAAAAGGAUGUUGAGAAGGAAAGAGAUCCUUUGUCGUACCUUAGUAAAGAAGAAACCAAAGAGAAGAUCCAGCUUUAUAACACAGCAGUCACCGACAAAUUAAAAAUGACCCUGAACUCCAAUGGGAUCUAUACAGGCUUUAUCAAAGUACAGAUGGAACUCAGACGACCAAUCACUGUACGGACACGAACAAAUGCACAAAGCCAUGCCAACGGCAAUGAAAACGAUACUGCCUUCUACCUGCCCAAGGGCAGCAUAAAUAUUUUACACAUUAGCAGCACAAACACUGUUCGAGAAGUCAUCGAGGCCUUGCUGAAAAAGUUCUUGGUUGCAGACAAUCCUGCUAAAUUUGCACUUUAUAAGCGCUGUCAGAAGGAAGAUCAAGUGUACAUGUGCAGGUUGUCUGACAGAGAGCAUCCACUCUAUCUUCGGCUAGUAGCUGGACCCAACCUCGAAACCCUAGGUUUCGUUCUACGAGAACAUGAAACUGGAGAUGUCAUGUGGGAAGCCUUCACAGUACCAGAAUUGCAGAACUUCCUGCGCAUCUUGGACAAGGAAGAAGAUGAACAGUUGCAGAAUUUAAAGCGACGCUAUUCGUGCUACAAGGAGAAAUUAGAGGAGGCGCUGAGUGGAGUACGCAAACCUGGCUAAGGGUGAUGGCCAGGCGGACCUGUGUGUUGCAGUAUGGCAGAGCAAUAUGCAGCUCUGUUCAGAGGAGACUUGGUUGCAAGGGAACAUAUCCAUGGGAAGAUACAUGUGUGGCCUGUCAUAAACUGGUCACAUGGAUUUGAUGGAUUUUCUUUUACUGGAACUAUAAAGGCUGCCACAGAACAUGUAGUGUUUGCUGCCGACAAUCCAAAUAUCAAAAUCAUUUUUAGAUUUUGUGUUUUGUCAAAUUAUUUUAUAUAAAUUAUUCAAGCUUUAAGUCUGACAAGAAAUGAUUGUUUUAUCAGGAAUUUUAUUUAAGGUGGUGUUUUUUUUUUUUUUGUUUUUUUAUUUAAAUCAAAAAUGUUCUUUGCAACGAAUGUCUGUCACAGAGUUGGACUGAUUCUGGUCAUCACCUGAAGAUUCAGAAGAAUUCAUGAAGGUUGUCAGAUGGUUCAGUCCAGCCAGCAGAAUAGCAAGUGAUGAUCCCGGAGGCGCAGAUAAGAGGGGUCCUCCGAGUUUUUGUAGUGGAGGUUGUGUUUCAGAGGGAAAGCAGAUGUGGUUUACCAAGGGUAUGUUGGCCUAUGGAAAGUGCGAUGACCAACAGCUAUGCAUUGUCCUGUUGGCAAUUUUUUUAAGCUGCUAAUAGGGUUUUUGUAAUAUUCUGAGGGAAAAAUCCAAUUUUCAGAUUGUUGCCUAAUGAAUUGAUCUGAUGGACAAAGGAGGUUUAAUGAGAAAGGAGUUGAUUUACUGGUUUACUGUAUGUAAGAGUACGUGGGCAUACAAGAGAAGCCACUCUUGAAAUAAGCUGUGUAUUCCUGUAUGCUGAUGAGAUCUGCUUGCCAGGCAAUAACAGUUAGAGGGUAAGAAUGUGAUAGAAAAGGUAGAAAUAAUGGUAAGAAUUGUAGAGUCACUGCGACUCCUAAGACUGUGGUGGAAAAGAGCAUGUUCUAAGAAAACCAAAGAGCAAACUGAUCACAGGAGGUGUUACUUGGCAUUAUGGUGGUAUAGUUUUAUCCUGUUUAAGAAGUAUUCUUCUACAAUAUUCAGUUUCUUUUUUUGUGUUGACGACUAGAUACAAAGUUUUGGUUUAUUGUUUACCUAUCUCUGCAUGUUACCUGGCGCGUAUAGCUAGUGCUACUGAAGACACAUGGAUAUAGAGUGACACGUAGUGGACAGACUCCAGGUUUUACUUUUACCACUUCAUCUCAUAGUACAAAAGAAUCUCUUUACUUCACAUCCGGAAUGUGGGGCACCAGAGACGUGCUGUGUGUGUUUUUUGGUUUUAAUAUGUCCGUUAACCACACAUAAGAAAUCCCACAUGUAUGAAUUAAGGGACACUCGUGAUUGGUUUGGAGAAGAUGGCUUAUGCUGAUGAUUAGAGGUUAGAAUAUCAGAUUUUUGAAGGGUUGGGCUAUAGGGCUAUCCAUUUGCUCAGAUAGUCCAGAUUUUUUUUUUUGGUACCUGAAUAUCAGUAAAGGUUGGAUAGCGGUGUCCUACUACACUGUUACCACAUGAAAAUGGAUGAAAUGACCCUGUGAAGAGGACAUGUUUAAGCCUAGUUCACACCUCAGUGAUUUGGUCAGUGUUCGAUCAGGGAUUGUGAGCCAAAACCAGGUUUGGAUUAAAAACACAGAACUGCUGCAGAUCUUUCCAUUAUAUCUUCUGUGUGUAGCCUCCACUCCUAGUUUUGGCUCGCAAUCACUGACCAAACUGACUAAAUCACUAAAGUAUGGACACUUGUCUGUUUUUUGUUUUUGUAGAUUUUAUUUUAAAGCUGUAUUUUAUGAAAUGGUCAACUGUGAAUGAAUGCGUUUUUUUUAUUUUUGUUUUUUUAAUACUUGAAAUGUAUUUUACUGGGCAUAUCCCCUACUUCAGACCUAAAUGCUACAAUGUCUUAUGCACUACACAUUGUCUCUGAUCAAGGGCAGAUUACUGUAUCUAUAUCAUAUUUGUUUUACCUCUUUAAAUUAUUUUUUAAAUAAAAUUUAUAAAAAUCCCUUUUGAGGCGAAAGCAAAUUCACAAUACUAUGUGCUUAUUUGCAUGUCUUACCAAUAUCUUUUAUGAUCACGGUGUGUUCAGUGUGAACUCUUUUACAGAACUUGGCACUGGAGGUUUUGAGCACACCUAUCUGCAGAAAUUGGAUAGAAGGAUUAGAAUAUGUAAGGUCUUAAGUACAUCUGCCAUGCAGACACUGCUUGUAUGCUUGAUGGUACCAGAAAGUUACAAUUACAGGAUGUUCUAAUAAAGUUAUUCUAUUCAUGAAUUUGAGAAAAUGGGUUCUUUCUAGAAUUGUUUAGUACUUUUUGCUCUUUUAUUAAAUUGAAGUACUGUCAUUUUUAUAUGCAUGUUGCAUCGAUCGCAACCCAUUUUUCAGUUUUAGAGCUACAGCAGAUCUUUAUAAGGUUCCUCUUGAAAUGUCUUGAGUGUCCAAUAAAUAAAGUCUUGAAAUCA
Messenger RNA from Bufo gargarizans (Asiatic toad), 3561 nucleotides. It is a transcript of the gene RASSF3, whose product is annotated as Ras association domain family member 3. Gene Ontology annotation, biological process: signal transduction. The record is from RefSeq and is a predicted model, not a curated record. Lineage: Eukaryota; Metazoa; Chordata; Amphibia; Anura; Bufonidae. Gene Ontology annotation, cellular component: cytoplasm. Bases 66 to 1112 code for a protein of 348 amino acids. The transcript is spliced from 6 exons.